Messenger RNA from Gossypium raimondii (Peruvian cotton), 2185 nucleotides. Its product is annotated as protein TWIN LOV 1. The transcript is spliced from 8 exons. The record is from RefSeq and is a predicted model, not a curated record. Bases 750 to 1925 code for a protein of 391 amino acids. NCBI's taxonomy places the organism in Eukaryota, Viridiplantae, Streptophyta, Magnoliopsida, Malvales, Malvaceae. Gene Ontology annotation, cellular component: nucleus.
UGAAUGAAAAUUUUAAUACAAAAAUCAAUUUAUUUUAAUUUUAAACAAAAGAGGAGUUUGUAAGACAUUGAGGAGGAGGGAUUUUGGUUGGAUUUGUAGCGUAAAUUGGUUGGGAACCUUCCACCUUUAUACUUUGAAAAAUCCAUCACAUCAAUUGUCCAGUUGUUCGAAGCCAAUCAAAUUAACUAUGGAAACGUAUGUUUGACUGCAUUCUGCUCUUUGUUUCCAGGCUCCUAGUUUGUGGUUUAUAGUUUUCAAUAGUAAUAGUAGAGGUAGAUGAUUCUCCAACUGGGCAACUCCCAAUCAUCACAAAUAUUCAUUCAUUGAAGCCAAAAGGCCAAAACCCAAGAAAGAAAAAACGAUUGAUUGGAAUUGCUCAAGCAUCGUUGUUCAUUCGCUCCUAAUUUUGAUUUCCUAAGAUAUUUUCCCAAUUUCCCACUUCUCACACCCACUCCUUUCUUCCUUUUCACCUUACUCACUCCCACACACACACACAGGUUGCUUCUAAAAGACAAAAAAUUACUAUUAAUCAACUUUACAUUCAAUACUCUUCCACCUUCUCCUAGUAAUUUUUAGAAUUUUUAAAGCUUUUUCUGUUCUGGGUUCCUGUCUUUUGCUUUUUUCUUUGAUAUUUUCAGUCUGCGAAUUCUUCAAACUCCUUUCAAAUAUAUUACUACCCACAUGGGAUUGGUUCCAACCGCGAAACCCAGAAUCGCAGGUCUUAAAAAACAACGCCAACAACGACGAAGAUGGAUUCUAUAUUGGGUUUAAUCCAACAAUCUUUCAAAACCCGUUACUCCCAAUGGGUUCGCGAAGCUCUCGACGAACUACCCGACAAUUUCACCAUCACCGAUCCUUCAAUUUCAGGCCACCCUAUCGUUUUUGCCAGCCGGGGCUUCCUAAAAAUGUCGGGUUAUUCCCUAGAAGAGGUGAUCGGCCAAAACGGCAAGAUAUUUCAGGGCCCCAAAACCAAUCGGAGAACGGUGAUGGAAAUAAGCGAAGCGAUUCGACAAGAGAGGGAUGUUCAAGUGAAUUUGGUGAAUUACCGUAAAGACGGGACGCCGUUUUGGAUGUUGUUUCAUAUGAGUCCGGUUUUUGGCAAAGAAGAUGGUAGGGUGAUUCAUUUCGUGGCUGUUCAGGUCCCGAUUACCAGGAAACCGAGGAGGAACGGAGGGGUGAGCUUGAAUGAGGAUGGCUCGGGCUUUAAUGAGAUUAUGUUCGGCUCUUGUAGGAAGGAAGUGGAUACCAAUCCUGUGCUGGAAUUGGGUCGUGUUUUGUCCUUGGAUUCCUCUACUAAUGUAUUAGAUAUUGAAGAGACAUGCGAGGCAAGUGAUUUUGAGAAGCGAAUGGCAGCGAAUGCAUUUAACAGCAUCUUGUCUGUGCUAACCAACUAUAGUGAGUCAACUGGCAGAUUGGUCUGUGGGACGAGAUGCAGUGUACCUGGGGUAUGCUACAUCAGUUCAUCAUUAAAUAUAUCACUUGGUAGAAUCAGACAAAGCUUUGUACUAAUUGAUCCACAUUUACCCGGGAUGCCUAUAGUUUAUGCAAGCGAUGCCUUCUUAAAAUUGACAGGCUAUGAUAGGCAUGAAAUAUUGGGGCUUAAUUUUGCAGUUUUGAAUGGCGCUGAUACAGAUUCUUCAACUUUACAUCAGAUAAAGGAAAGUAUUCAAACAGAGCAAGCAUGCACAGUACGUAUUUUAAGUUACAGGAAGGACAAAAGCUCAUUUUGGAAUUGCCUUCACUUAUCACCUGUUCGUAAUGCCUCUGGCAAGGUAGCUUACUUUGUGGGGGUUCAGAUAGAGGAAGAGUGUAAGAACAAGGAGAGACAUGGGCUGAGCCCAGAGAUGAGGCAACUUAGCACUGUAGGUGCAGUGAAGGUUGCAGUGAGGAGCUUAUCAAUGGCUGCUGGCUCCUCUAAGUCAUAGACGGCUUCAAUAUUCUUAGCAGCUGUUAUUUAUCACUCACCAAACACGUGAAUCCAAUCUUACAAGCUUGGAAUCUCAUACCGGUGUUGAUUACUGUAUGUAAUCUCACCGAAAUCACAAAAUGUAAAAGGAAAAGGAAUAAUAAUGGAGAGAUUGUUUCAGGGGUUCACUGGUAUGUAGCAUUGUUUAUAUAGAAAAUGUAUCAAUUAUGUUCUCUUUUUGGUAAAUAAGUGUCUUGACACUAAGAUCAACUUCAAUCA